Hydractinia symbiolongicarpus is the source of this 2806-nucleotide messenger RNA. Its product is annotated as tyrosine-protein kinase STK-like. The coding region runs from base 158 to 1687 and encodes 509 amino acids. Gene Ontology annotation, molecular function: ATP binding; signaling receptor binding; non-membrane spanning protein tyrosine kinase activity. Gene Ontology annotation, biological process: protein phosphorylation; innate immune response; cell differentiation. The record is from RefSeq and is a predicted model, not a curated record. Lineage: Eukaryota; Metazoa; Cnidaria; Hydrozoa; Anthoathecata; Hydractiniidae. Gene Ontology annotation, cellular component: extrinsic component of cytoplasmic side of plasma membrane. The transcript has 3 exons.
GAAAGCCACAACCGCUGCCGACCGAAACUUUGAAGUUGUAAUGGGAGUUGGAGCUGAAAGAUAAUGCAAACGAUGUUGGUUAAUAAUGAUACUGGCCAGCUAAACUAAAGAUUUAUUCAUGAGAAAUAUUAGCCAGAUUUUUCUAUAGCUAAUAAACAUGGGGUCUUGUUGUAGUAAAGAUAAGGCGGAAAGUACUGAGGCGAAAGGCAACAGCUUUCAGUUAACGACAACAACAGCCCCAGUGUCUCCUUUUAAUCAAACACAACCACAAAAUUUUAACACUUCCAUAAUCUCCUCUGGUCCAAGCCAGUUAAAUAGCUCGGUAGUAAAACCUAAUUCUCAGGGUGCAACUGUUUUUGUUGCUCUAUAUGAUUAUGAGGCUAGAAUUAGUGAAGACCUAAGCUUUAAAAAAUCAGAAAGGUUACAUAUCAUAGAUACUGCAGAUGGAGAUUGGUGGUAUGCGGAGUCUUUAAGCACUGGCCAAAGAGGAUACAUACCCAGCACAUAUGUAGCACCAGAGAAAAGUUAUGAAGCUGAAGAAUGGUAUUUUGGUGAUAUCAAACGAGCUGAGGCAGAAAAAAGAUUAAUGGUUAGAGGUAUUAACUCUGGCACAUUUUUGCUGAGAAAGGCAGAAUCAGCUCCUGGAAACUUUUCCCUUAGUGUCAGAGAUGGUGAUUCAGUAAAGCAUUACCGUAUUCGAAAAUUAGACACAGGAGGUUAUUUUAUAACUAGUAGAGCACCUUUUGCAAGCUUGCAUGAAUUGGUUCAUCAUUAUUCACGAGAUGCAGAUGGUUUAGUUUGUUCUUUAACAGUGCCUUGCCCAAGUGAUAAACCAAUAACAAAUGGUUUAGCCAAGGAUGCUUGGGAAAUUGAUCGAGAGUCUCUUCGUUUAACAAAAAAAUUAGGAGCAGGCCAAUUUGGAGAGGUCUGGGCUGGUGUUUGGAAUAAUACAACACAUGUUGCUGUAAAGACGCUAAAGAAUGGAACCAUGUCACCUCAAAGUUUCUUAGAGGAAGCAACAAUAAUGAAAAACUUGCGACAUAAACAUUUAGUACAGCUUUAUGCCAUUUGCUCUGAUCGUGAACCCAUUUACAUUGUUACGGAAUACAUGUCUGGUGGUUCUUUGUUGGAUUAUUUAACACGAGGUGAUGGUGGUAAUUUGUUGUUACCCACAUUGAUUGAUAUGUCUGCACAAGUGGCAGCAGGUAUGGCAUAUCUUGAAGAACAAGGAUAUAUUCACCGUGAUCUUGCUGCAAGAAAUAUCCUUGUGGGAGAAAACUACAUUUGCAAAGUUGCAGAUUUUGGAUUGGCACGUUUAAUUGAAGAUACUGAAUACACUGCUCAUGAGGGUGCUAAAUUUCCAAUCAAAUGGACAGCACCUGAAGCAGCACUAUAUAACAGAUUCACUAUCAAAUCUGAUGUUUGGUCAUUUGGUGUAUUGUUGACAGAGAUUGUGACCAAAGGAAGAAUUCCUUAUCCUGGAAUGACGAAUGCAGAGACAAUAGCUCAAGUAGAAAGAGGAUAUAGAAUGCCCAUUCCACCUGGUUGUCCUGAACCCUUGUACCAAAUUAUGCUACAAUGUUGGAAUAAGAACUCCGAAGCAAGACCCACAUUUGAUUACUUGCAGGCUACAUUAGAAGACUAUUUUGUUUCAACAGAACAUAGUUAUCAUGACUUUCCAAAAUAAAAUCACAUAAAACAUGAUAGAAAUAUAAUGUUGACAUUUUUGUUUCCUAAAAUAUAGUAAGCCUGUAAGGCUUUAGUAUUCUGUAUAAGCUAAUGCACAUAAUAAUUGCGAUAGAGGGCAGUACAAGCUAAGGGAGUCACUUCUACAACAUGAAGGAGGAGUCCCUUCCACACUGUAUUAUAAUGAACACAUUUAUUUAGAAUUAUUUUCUAACAUGAUUUUCUAUGUAUAUGUUUCAAUGAACUAGUUUUUUAUAUAAUAACUUUUAAGUUUCUGUAUAAUUAUGUACAUUUAACUUGAGCAUGCUAUGAUAUCAAACAUAUGUGCAUUCUUAACAAACCAUUUGGAGAAUUUUUCAAGGUUGUAUCUGUGAACAAACACCUAUCUUUCUUAACAGUGGUUGAAAAUUUUUCAUGCUGCUUGAUGUGUAAUAAAACCAGAUAUAAUUUUUCUCCAUAAUUAAUGAUAACAAUUCCAGCAUAAUUUAAAGAAAUUUGUUUUUAUUUUGUUGUAAAGUUGAUUAGUUUGGUACACCGUGGAUUAAUACUAAUUUUCGAUCAUGUUUUAAAAAUCUUUUAAAUUCUCGAAAUAUUUUUGAUUAUUUAUUUUUGUUGAAGAGCAUGUACUGUGUGAUUUUGAUUUUAUCCUCACCGUACCCUAAGAAGGGUUAGGGAAACUAGAUUUUACAGAUAGAUCCAUUAAAUCAAAUACAAUUAUUUUUAUAUGAUCACCUUAAUUGUUCUUGGUUAAAAUGAUAAUUUUAUAAGAAUUAGAGCUUAUUUUUUUUGGUCUGUAUAAAAGAAUUUUCUAAAACUUUCUACAGGACCCUUGCAUUUAAAGAUAUUUUUAAAGUGUGGAUUUUUUUAUUUUGAAGUGAAGUGUAUGCGUUUACUCUUUUCCUGAUUGGUCGAAUUUACUAUAAGUUGGCCCAAUCCUUUGUGCGUUUUAGUAAUGGUAGUUUUUAGUCUGCAAUAUAUAUAGUUCUAUAGAUAACUGGAAAGUAAAUUAUAGUUUUUUUCACUAUCAAACAUUUUUGUCUGUUCAUAAACAAUACAGUUACACAUAUGUUCAUGUAAUUACUUUGUUUCUGAGCAUUAAAAUAAAAUUUUAUGAAAUAUU